GCAAGCUGCUGGACAUAAUGAUUUCGUCAUGUCGCUCGUUCUAUGCUCUCUAGUUUCUGAUGGAUCAACCGUGAUAAGCCAUUCCCCAACAACGUAACAUAGAAGAAGAAGAAGAAGAAGAAGAAGAAGAAGAAGAAGAAGAAGAUAGUUGCUGGCAUUGGGCGGCAUUGGAAAGCAAAGCAAUAGAGAAGAAGAUCGAGAUUGGAGUAUGUUGAGGCUGCACAAGAUAAAGUCGGAGAGGUUAUGUUUAGGGGAGCGGAUCGACUUCAACAUCUCCCAUUUCAAAGCUCUCCAGGUGCCAAGAGGAUGGGACAAGCUCUACGUGACGGUGAUAUCGGUGGAAACUGGGAAGACGAUCGCGAGGCUGAGCAAAGCCGUGGUUAACAAUAACAAUGGGAGCUGCCAAUGGAAGGAGACGUUGGCCGAAUCCGUCUGGAUUUCUCCCGACGACUCUUCCAAGGAGCUCGAGGAUUGCGUCUUCAAGUUUGUUGUUGCCAUGGGUUCGGCAAGAUCUGGGAUUCUUGGCGAGGCGACCGUUAACAUGGCUAGUUACAUGAGCUCGGGUUCUUCCAUUUUGGUCUCCUUCCCUUUGAAGAAAUGCGACUAUGGCACUGUUCUUCAGUCAAGGAUUCAAUGCCUAACACCAAUCAAGCACCUCAGGGAUGCAAAUGUGGAAGAUGAAAACACUAUUGCGGAAAAUGAUGCAAGGAAUGACUUGGAAGAUGCAGAAACAAAGUCGGAUCAAGAAACUGACACUGCAUCUGGCAAGAGUGCUGCUUCCUACUGUAGCAGUGACACUGGCUCAACUACGCCCAUCCAAUCCACUCCAGAAAUCGGGGCUAGUUCAUCCACUACAAACUCACCUCGCAGUGAUGACUCUGGGGAAAUAGCAAUAGCAAGGCCUGGUCCAUUCCCUUCAAAUCUGAGCUUAGAGAGAAGAAGAGGCACAGCCAGCACUGGAAAUGGUGCUUCCAGAAUCGCUUACAAAAUUCCAGAUUCAAGAAGCCUUUCCAGGGACAUCCAGCAAGAGUUUGCCAUUAUCUCCAACAGACUUUCACAUUCAGAAAAUAGGGAUACCCAAAACGGUGCCCUAAGAAUCAUGGAUUCUUCACAGACCCUACUAGAGGCAGCAGAGGAAACAAUCGAAGACCUUCGAAGGCAAGCCAAGAUGUGGGAGAGGACAGCCAGGAAGCUGAUGCUAGAGAUGGACUUUCUAAAGAAGGAACACGUGGAGCUCUCAAGGAACCAAGCCAAUCUUGACAUGGAAUUUUCAGAAGCUUGUGCAGAGCGCAAUGGAUUGAGGAAGGAAGUUGAGUUGCUGCAACAAAUGCUGAUGAAGGCAAAGCAAAAGCCACCGCCUUUAGAUGAUUCAAGGGAGGUUACAUUGCAAUUGGUGAAGGAAUUGGAGAAGGAGAUAAAGUUUCAAAAGCAAGCCAAUGGCAAUCUGACAAUGCAGUUAAAGAGGAGCCAAGAGUCCAACAUUGAGCUGGUUGCUGUUCUUCAGGACUUGGAAGAGACACUGGAGAAGCAGAAGGUUGAGAUUGAGAGAAUGUAUGAUAUGGAAACAAGGUUUGGAGAGCUGGAAGAGGCGGUACAAGAAAGCUCGGUGACUAAUGGGAACUUGAAAGAUCAAAUCCUAAAACUACAGGAAUCUGAAAAAGAUUUGUUGAACAAAGUGCAAGAGCUACAACUGCAAUUGCAGGAAGGGAAGCAGAAGAUGGAAGAUGGAUCCCCAGUGCAUGAUUUAGAGGAACAUUUGAAGCUGAAUGUAGAGACUGAAAAUGAUCUUGAGAGUCUGAAAUUGGGACUUGAAGGCAGAGUCAGAGAGCUUGCUGACAAACUCGAUAAAGAAAGAGCAGAGGGCAGAAGACUUGAGACAGAGUUGGCCAUAAAAACAGUGGAAGUUGCGGAUCUUCAGAAGUACAAAAGUGUAGCUGAAGACAACCUUUCCAUUCUUGAAAAGGAGAAAGGCCAGCUGGAGCAAGACCUAGAAACAGUUACAAGAGAAAAUGAGAUAGCUACAAGGUGCUUAAAUGACUUGCAGAAUGAUUUAACAAUGAUAAGUACCACCGUUGAUACUCAUGUCUCUGUCAAUAAGAAUCUAGAAAGAAAAUCGUUGCAGCUGGAACGCAGUAAGCAGGAAUUGGAAAUGUGUUUGUCUGAGCUGAUACAGGAAAAGGAAGAUCUAUCAACACACAUUGUUGAGAUGGAAACUCGCUUAAGAUCUGAAGCAAGUGAUCAUGAAUCUCAGAUGUCUGAUCUUGAACAAGAACUAAAGAACAAAAUUCUAUGUGAAAGCAAUUAUAUUACUUCAGCUCAAGAGCUUGAAAGGCUGAAACUUGAGUUGGAAGUAAAACUCAAUGACCUCUUAAAGCAACUGGAUGAAAGUAAGACCGAGAUAAAAUGCAUGGAGACUACCUUGAAGAGUGAUGAAGAGGAGAUUAGAAAUCUACAGAUAUGGAAAGGUGAAUUGGAAGCCAAGCUUUCUGUUAUUCAGGAGGAAAAGGACCAGCUAGAGCAGAGGAUGGAAGCAAUCAUGACAGAGAAUGAUAUCGCCACAAGGCACUCCAAUGAGCUACAAUCAGAGUUGACCAUGCUUAGAACUAGUGUUGAGUCCCGUGUUGCUACCAAUCAAAUCCUGGAAAAGAAGUCAUCCGAGCUGGAAGAACAGAAGCAUGACCUGAAGCAACAAUUGUCAGAAACCGACCAAGACAAUAAGGAGUUGUUGAUGCGCAUAACCGACUUGGAAACUCAGCUAAGAUCUGAGGCCAGUGACCAUGAAUCUCAGAUUAAAUAUGUUGAAGAGAACAACAAAAAGCUGUUGAUGCAGCUUGAUGGUGACUACACCGCUUCGCUUGAGAAAGUUGAGAGAAUGAGAACGGAGCUUGAAGCAGAAGUUGCGGAACUGAAAACAGAACUUAGUGACAGGAAAGCUGAGAUAGAGAUACUUGAUGCCUGUUUGCAUGCAAAAGAAGAAGAGGUCGGACAGCUGCAAAGGGACAAAAGAGAAUCAGAAGCCAAACUUGUUGAACUGGAGCAGGAAAAAUAUCAGCUACAACAGAAUAUGGAUACAGUGAUGGGAGAAAAUGCUGCUGCUGCAGGGAGAUUGAAUGACCUGGAGAAUGACAACAUGAUGCUUAGAAGCAGUUUGGAUUCUCAUGUCGCUUCUAAUAACGCUCUCGAGACAAAAUAUUCAGAUCUAGAAUACAAGCAGCAAGAAUUAGAGCUCCAGUUGUCAGAGCUAAAGCGAGAAAAGCAAGAGCUUUCUACAUGCUUUUCUGGCUUAGAGACACAACUAAGGUCUGAGGCGAGUAAAAGUGAGGAGCUGAUGGAAAUAAUUGAAGAGAAGGAGAAAGAGCUGAGGGAGGCGUUAAACAGAUAUAAUGACCUGAGCCAAGAGUUGGAAAGUACAAAAGAGAAUAUGAGAGUUAAAGCCUUGGAGCAUACAAGAGAUGUUGGUGAAAAAAUGGCUGAGAUAAAGGGACUGGAGUCUAUGCUACAGAUAAAAGAAGAAGAAAUUGGCAACCUUCAAAUGUGCAGCAGAGAAUCAGAAUCUGAACUCUUGGCUCUUGAGAAGGAAAAGUGUCAGCUGGAGCAAUACAUGGAUACAAUCGUGAGAGAGAAUGGUGAUGCAAAAGAUCUCAUACAUGUUUUGCUAAGUAGCUUUGACCCACAUGCUACUUCCAAGGAGGUUCUUGAAAGAUCGUCCAAUUUGGAAAGUGACAAGCAAGAGACUCAAGGCUUGUCGUCCUGCAUAUUUGAUUUGGAAGCUAAAAUUGGGCUUUUGAAAAUUGACAGGGAAUCGAUACAAUUAGACCUCGAGAACUCCAAGGCCGGUGCCGCAACUUUGCAAGAUGAGGUUGCCAAGUUGAGAAAUGAAAUCGAGGCUGAAAGAAUGAACAUGAAUGGUCAGUUACUACAUGUCAAUAAUGAAUGGUUGAUAGCUCAAGAGGAGAUUGAACAUUUGAAAGAUGUGAAUAAAGAGUUACAAGCCAAAACAGAGGGCUUGACAGAAGAACAAAGCGCAUCACUUAAAGCGAAUGAAGAGUUGCAAGAGAAGAACAUGGAUCUACAAAACCAUUGCAGCCACGUGCAGGAAAAGUUGAAUGGUACUCAAUCAAGCCUUGUUGAGUUCUCCGAGAGAGUAAUGGUCUUGGAAGACAAAAUCGUUUCACUUGAGCAAGCAAGCGCCUCUAAGGUGGAGGAUCUAACUUCAGAAUUGGAUCAACUGCAUGAUAAAUAUGAGGAACAGAUAGAAAAACUCCGGAUGCUAAGUGAGUUGCACUCACAGGAAAUCACGGAAUUUGAAAAUCUUCAACAGCAAAUAGAAGCUCUCACCGAACAACUUUCUGCUGCUCAAGAGGAAAAGCAGAUAGUGGCCUCUCCUGAGCUGCAAGAAAAAGCUAAUCCCAUUAAUAUUUAUGAGAUGGAAGGCAAUAUGGACACUAGGAGCUUGAUGGAUGAGCUUACUGCUUUCAAGGAAAACCAAAAAAGGCUGGAAGCUGACAACAGAAGAAUGUUACACCUGUUGGAAGAGUACAAGUCAUUCGAAGAAAAAUUCAGGACCAAAAUCAAUGAUCUUGAACUAAAGCUUACGGUUUCUGAGUAUGAGCGCCAAGUUCUGAAAGAAGAAGCCGUGAAAUUGAAGGCUCAGUUGCUGAAAGUGGGGCCUGCAUACGAAGAAGUGUUGGAAUUGAGAAGUGAACUGAGUGCAACCAAGUCCGAGAAAGAAAAGCUUAAGACUUCAUUGCAUUUAAUAACUGAAGAAUGCCAACAGCUAGAAGUGGAGAGGGGUUCACUUAGUGAUCAAAUAGCUUCCUUGCAGAAGCUUGUCUCUGAACUAGAGGAUCAGAAGAGGAACAAAGUACUCCUGGAAGAGAAACUGAAGAUUAUGGAGAGGGAUCUCAUGACAAAAGAAGCAUUAUGUGAACGAGACAAAGACCUCAGCAACGAGCUUGGCAAGAUCAGGAACGCCAACAAGAAUCUCCAGAAGAGGAUACAGGAGCUCGAAGACGAGAAGGAAGACUAUCUAGCACGAGCUCGGUCACUCGAGGAAGAGCUGGUAAUGAUGCAGGAAGAACUGUUGAGCCAAAACCAGUCUAGCAGCAUGGAUUUUUCUGACCAGAAGGAUCAAAAAGAGAACGAAAUUGAAGGCAAAAUCCUAGAGAACAACAGUGAACAUACUGCCUCAAUCGCUGGGUCGUUUGAGGAGGAACUAUCCAAGGCUAGGAGUUUAAAAUCGUCACUAAAAGUUCACAGCAAAAGAUUCACGUCGGAUUCAAGCAAAAAGAUGAAAAUAAACGAUUCUCCAAGGAAGCCACUGUCGAACCUGGAAUCGCUGCACAAGGAAAGGACGGAUUGCGCAGAUUCGUCGCUGGAAAGAGAGCUGAGAGACAUCCGCGAGAGGUACUUAGAAAUGAGCCUGAAAUAUGCAGAGGUUGAAGCGCAACGCGAAGAACUUGUGAUGAAGCUCAGGACCACCAGCAAUGGCAAGAUUUUGUUCUGAAAUUGGAGCCGACGAUGAUCAAAGGCCGUCCGUGGUGUCUUGGGGAUCGCAAUAACUUGCCCAGUUUCCAUCAUUUUCUAAUCUUCACUCUUAGAGUCAGUGAGCUAGAAGGAAUAACUAAUAAGCGGGACUGUGGACGGGACUGCAGAACACGAAGAGAGAGAAAGGGUGACCGGGAAUUUUUCGGUAAUUUGUUCGUGUGUAAAUGGAAUGUAAGAAACAGUACAGUUUUUUCUUCGGUUUUUGGUACAAAUUUUGCUCUCCGUCAAGGCUUCCGACUGAAAACGAUUCGACGGUGAAACUUGAACGGGAAAGUGAAUCGUUAUCGCAGGAACCGGGUGGCGGGAGAACUACCCGGCUUAGCUGCUGACAUUUUCAGAGAGAAGCAAGCAAUUGCGACUGAGAGUGGGAAAACAAGUAUUCGUGGUAAUUCGUUAAUAAGCUUGUUUGGGCCUAAACGAUGGUCAGCUAGUAGGCCCACCAAUUGAAUAGCAUAUUUCAAAUGUAUGUGGAUCCGUGUAUAAAUAGUUUUUGGGCUGUGCUCCGAUUAUAAAGGCCAAUACUAUUG
Molecule: messenger RNA, 6074 nt
Organism: Linum trigynum
Lineage: Eukaryota; Viridiplantae; Streptophyta; Magnoliopsida; Malpighiales; Linaceae
Source: the annotation of a GenBank genome assembly